Molecule: messenger RNA, 3198 nt
Organism: Psylliodes chrysocephalus
Lineage: Eukaryota; Metazoa; Arthropoda; Insecta; Coleoptera; Chrysomelidae
Source: the annotation of a GenBank genome assembly
AUGCAACAAGACCAUUGCAAAAUAAAGAGGACGGGAAAGGAGAAAGGGGAAAGGGGAAAGGGGAUAGGGGAUAGGGGAAAGGGGAAAGGGGAAAGGGGGAAAGGGGAAAGGGGAAAGGGGAAAGGGGAAAGGGGAAAGGGGAAAGGGGAAAGGGGAAAGGGGAAAGGGGAAAGGGGAAAGGGGAAAGGGGAAAGGGGAAAGGGGAAAGGGGAAAGGGGAAAGGGGAAAGGGGAAAGGGGAAAGGGGGAAAGGGGAAAGGGAAAAGGGGAAAGGGGAAAGGGGAAAGGGGAAAGGGGAAAGGGGAAAGGGGAAAGGGGAAAGGGGAAAGGGGAAAGGGGAAAGGGGAAAGGGGAAAGGGGAAAGGGGAAAGGGGAAAGGGGAAAGGGGAAAGGGGAAAGGGGAAAGGGGAAAGGGGAAAGGGGAAAGGGGGAAAGGGGAAAGGGGAAAGGGGAAAGGGGAAAGGGGAAAGGGGAAAGGGGAAAGGGGAAAUGGGAAAGGGGAAAGGGGAAAGGGGAAAGGGGAAAGGGGAAAGGGGAAAGGGGAAAGGGGAAAGGGGAAAGGGGAAAGGGGAAAGGGGAAAGGGGAAAGGGGAAACGGCAAAGAGGAAACGGGAAAGAGGAAAGGGAAAAGGGGAAAAUGGAAAGGGGAAAGGGGAAAGGGGAAAGGGGAAAGGGGAAAGGGGAAAGGGGAAAGGGGAAAGGGGAAAGGGGAAAGGGAAAAGGGGAAAGGGGAAAGGGGAAAGGGGAAAGGGGAAAGGGGAAAGGGGAAAGGGGAAAGGGGAAAGGGGAAAGGGGAAAGGGGAAAGGGGAAAGGGGAAAGGGGAAAGGGGAAAGGGGAAAGGGGAAAGGGGAAAGGGGAAAGGGGAAAGGGGAAAGGGGAAAGGGGAAAGGGGAAAGGGGAAAGGGGAAAGGGGAAAGGGGAAAGGGGAAAGGGGAAAGGGGAAAGGGGAAAGGGGAAAGGGGAAAGGGGAAAGGGGAAAGGGGAAAGGGGAAAGGGGAAAGGGGAAAGGGGAAAGGGGAAAGGGGAAAGGGGAAAGGGGAAAUGGGAAAGGGGAAAGGGGAAAGGGGAAAGGGGAAAGGGGAAAGGGGAAAGGGGAAAGGGGAAAGGGGAAAGGGGACAGGGGAAAGGGGAAAGGGGAAACGGCAAAGAGGAAACGGGAAAGAGGAAAGGGAAAAGGGGAAAAUGGAAAGGGGAAAGGGGAAAGGGGAAAGAAGAAAUGGGAUAGGGGAAAGGGGAAAGGGGAAAGGGGAAAGGGGAAAGGGGAAAGGGGAAAGUAGAAAGGGGAAAGGGGAAAGGGGAAAGGGGAAAGGGGAAAGGGGAAAGGGGAAAGGGGAAAGGGGAAAGGGGAAAGGGGAAAGGGGAAGGGGAAAGGGGAUAUGGGAUAUGGGAUAUGGGAUAUGGGAUAUGGGAUAUGGGAUAGGGGAAAGGGAAAACGGGAAGGGGAAAGGGGAAAGGGGAAAGGGGAAAGGGGAAAGGGGAAAGGGGAAAGGGGAAAGGGGGAAAGGGGAAAGGGGAAAGGGGAAAGGGGAAAGGGGAAAGGGGAAAGGGGAAAGGGGAAAGGGGAAAGGGGAAAGGGGAAAGGGGAAAGGGGAAAGGGGAAAGGGGAAGGGGAAAGGGGAAAGGGGAAAGAAGAAAGGGGAAAGGGGAAAGGGGAAAGGGGAAAGGGGAAAGGGGAAAGGGGAAAGGGGAAAGGGGAAAGGGGAAAGGGGAAAGGGGAAAGGGGAAAGGGGAAAGGGGAAAGGGGAAAGGGGAAAGGGGAAAGGGGAAAGGGGAAAGGGGAAAGGGGAAAGGGGAAAGGGGAAAGGGGAAGGGGGAAAGGGGAAAAGGGAAAAGGGGAAAGGGGAAAGGGGAAAGGGGAAAGGGGAAAGGGGAAAGGGAAAAGGGAAAGGGGAAAGGGGAAAGGGGAAAGGGGAAAGGGGAAAGGGGAAAGGGGAAAGGGGAAAGGGUGAAAGGGGAAAGGGAAAAGGGGAAAGGGGACAGGGGAAAGGGAAAAGGGAAAAGGGGAAAGGGGAAAGGGGAAAGGGGAAAGGGGAAAGGGGAAAGGGGAAAGGGGAAAGGGAAAAGGGGAAAGGGGAAAGGGGAAAGGGGAAAGGGGAAAUGGGAAAGGGGAAAGGGGAAAGGGGAAAGGGGAAAGGGGAAAGGGGACAGGGGAAAGGGGAAAGGGGAAACGGCAAAGAGGAAACGGGAAAGAGGAAAGGGAAAAGGGGAAAGGGGAAAAUGGAAAGGGGAAAGGGGAAAGGGGAUAGGGGAAAGGGGAAAGGGGGAAAGGGGAAAGGAGAAAGGGGAAAGGGGAAAGGGGAAAGGGGAAAGGGGAAAGGGGAAAGGGGAAAGGGGAAAGGGGAAAGGGGAUAUGGGAUAUGGGAUAGGGGAAAGGGGAAAGGGGAAAGGGGAAAGGGGAAAGGGGAAAGGGGAAAGGGAAAACGGGAAGGGGAAAGGGAAAGGGGAAAGGGGAAAGGGGAAAGGGGAAAGGGGAAAGGGGAAAGGGGAAAGGGGAAAGGGGAAAGGGGAAAGGGGAAAGGGGAAAGGGGAAAGGGGAAAGGGGGAAGGGGAAAGGGGAAAGGGGAAAGGGGAAAGGGGAAAGGGGAAAGGGGAAAGGGGAAAGGGGAAAGGGGAAAGGGGAAAGGGGAAAGGGGAAAGGGGAAAGGGGAAAGGGGAAAGGGGAAAGGGGAAAGGGGAAAGGGGAAAGGGGAAGGGGAAAGGGGAAAGGUGAAAGGGGAAAGGGGAAAGAAGAAAGGGGAAAGAAGAAAGGGGAAAGGGGAAGGGGGAAGGGAAAAAGGGGAAAGGGGAAAGGGGAAAGGGGAAAGGGGAAAUGGGAAAGGGGAAAGGGGAAAGGGGAAAGGGGAAAGGGGAAAGGGGAAGGGGGAAGGGGGAAAGGGGAAAUGGUUAAAGGGGAAAGGGGAAAGGGGAAAUGGGAAAGGGGAAAGGGGAAAGGGGAAAGGGGAAAGGGGAAAGGGGAAAGAGGAAAGGGGAAAUGGGAAAGGGGAAAAAGGGGAAAGGGGAAAGGGGAAAGGGGAAAGGGGAAAGGGGAAAGGGGAAAGGGGAAAGGGGAAAGGGGAAAGGGGAAAGGGGAAAGGGGAAAGGGGAAAGGGGAAAGGGGAAAGGGGAAAGGGGAAAGGGGAAAGGGGAAAGGGGAAAGGGGAAAGGGGAAAGGGGAAAGGGGAAAGGGGAAAGGGGAAAGGGGAAAGAGAUGGUGUUUAA